Messenger RNA from Aspergillus nomiae NRRL 13137, 1119 nucleotides. Its product is annotated as ribonuclease H family protein. The coding region runs from base 1 to 1119 and encodes 372 amino acids. The transcript has a single exon. NCBI's taxonomy places the organism in Eukaryota, Fungi, Ascomycota, Eurotiomycetes, Eurotiales, Aspergillaceae. The record is from RefSeq and is a predicted model, not a curated record. Gene Ontology annotation, molecular function: nucleic acid binding; RNA-DNA hybrid ribonuclease activity.
AUGUGCGGAAUACUCUCCCUCCCAUAUAGAGAAUCCGCAACAGGAGUUCUACAGAACAGCCAGCUCACGAUACACUGUUCAGGCAUUCGCAAAAAGCACAAAAACCCAGCCACAGCCAAGAUGCUGUCCCUGGAGCUUCUGAAAGCUUUCCUCCGCGAGUAUAUCGUCGACCACUCAGUCGCAGUCUCUGAUAACCACCACCGCGAACAAGAACAGACUCUCACAUCCAACCCCUCAGAGCAUGCUACCAGCACUGUCACAACCACUGAAUAUGAACCAUCUAAAUCAGCUGUGAACAAAAGAAAAACACCCCCAACAACCACUCCCUUGACGGCCGCGCAGCAAAAGAGCCUGAAACAGGAACUCCGACUCCAAUCCAAACGCCGCAAAGUCGCCAACCACAAAGUCUACCACCACCAGCUCGAGGAUGGCUUUUACGGCGACCUCAUCGCCCUGCAUUACGAAGACGCAAUCGCAACUGCACAGCAUGCACACACCCUCCCCCUAACCGAGGGCAAGUAUCACUUCCACAAUUUCUGGGUCGACGCAAGCGGGUGCCAAGGCUCCGCCGGCGCGGCGAUUGCAUACAAGGACCCCCAGGACGGUGAGGAGUGGAGGGACUUGGGGUAUGCGAUCUCAGACCUUAAGGGUGAGAAGCGGGUGGACAUGUCAGAGCUGUUUGCCAUUGGGGCGGCGUUGAAACUUGCACUGGCACGGAUCGGGAAAAGGGUCGCUGUUGCGGAGGGUGUGGAGGAGCAUGCGGUUACGGUGUUUUCGGAUUCAAUGUCUGCGUUGGGAAUGAUUCGGCGGUGGGCGAACUGGUGGUCCCAGGGUGAGGUUGAUAGGUCUGCGUUUGGGGCGAUCGCGAAGGAUGUUUGUGGGCUUUCGAGGCAGCUGUUUGAUCUGGGGGUUAAGGUGAGGGUUUAUUGGGUGCCGGCGCAUUGUGGAGUUUGUAUUGCUGGGCAUAAGCGGGCUGAUGUGCUGUCUAAGGCGGCGGCAAGAUAUGUUAAAUUGCUCGAACAGCGGGAUGCGAUGUUUAGUGCUGAUGGAGUUCAGUUGGUUGAUUCGGGGUUCUUGAAGACUCUUCAUCUGCUUGCUGAUGAGUGCGAUCUUGUGUGA